Messenger RNA from Mangifera indica (mango), 923 nucleotides. RefSeq names its product FAS1 domain-containing protein SELMODRAFT_448915. Lineage: Eukaryota; Viridiplantae; Streptophyta; Magnoliopsida; Sapindales; Anacardiaceae. The transcript has a single exon. The record is from RefSeq and is a predicted model, not a curated record. The coding region runs from base 18 to 752 and encodes 244 amino acids.
GAAAAAAUUCAUAACAAAUGGCUAAUGAUAUUAUCCUCCUGUUGAUUUUUCUGUUUAUGGCUUCACUAUUUUCAUCUGAAGCCACACCCGCAAACAUUGCUCCGGCGAACAAUGAAAACCUUCUCGUUGCCACGGAAGAGAUGCAAAGGGCUAACUACUUCACCUUUGUCAUGCUUCUUAAGAUGUCUCAACUUGAUCAAGAAAUCUUGGAAAAUGUCACCUUCUUCAUGCCUAAUGACAGAACUUUGGCCAAAACCAAUAUGCUUCAGGGCUCCGUCUCUGAUUUCUUGCUUCGUCAUUCCAUCCCAUCAGUUCUGCUUUUCGAGCAUCUUCGACGUAUCCCAUCAGGCUCAUUGAUUCCAAGUUCAUUUCCGGAGUACAUGCUGAAUAUUUCCAAUGGUGGGAGGAGGAAUUAUUUUCUCAAUAAUGUGAAACUCAUUAGCCCUAAUAUUUGCACUGCAGGCUCUUCCAUUCGAUGCCAUGGCAUAGAAAGUGUGUUACAAUAUAGCACAUUCUCCAACAAAUCAAGUCCGGCUGUUGUGGUUGCACCUCUAGAAGCUCCGCGGCUGCAACCGACAUCGGCUCCUCCGAUGGAUGAAUUUGAUCAGCAGGCUCCGGCGGAUGCUUCUCUUCCACCUUAUGUUAACCCUCAGAAAUCAUCAGGGUCUGCUAAAAGGCUGGCUUAUGGAGGAUUACUUCAUUUCUUUGCUACUUUUGUGAUGGUGCUAAUAAUGGGAGUCUCUAUAAUGUAAUUUGAGAAAUUAAUGGUGCUUGGUUGAUGGGUUGGAAACUUGUUCAUGGGGCCAACUGUUACUGAUAUAUUCAUGAUGAUAACUGUAAAAAAGGAUAUAGAAUGCUGCCUAUGUAUUUUAUUGCAAAUCUAUGUCAGAAUUAGAGUUCUCCCUUAAAUAUUAUUCUCAUUU